UGUCCUGGUAGCCUCUCUGGGACUUGUUAUUCUAGUGCAUUCUUACAGCAACAACACAUCCUUCUACCUUCUUCUCAGUCUAAACCGAACACAAAGAAAGAAUGGCCAGAAAAUUUUUCGUCGGCGGCAACUGGAAAUGCAAUGGAACGGUGGAGGAAGUGAAAAAAAUUGUGACCACAUUGAGUGAAGCAGAAGUUCCUUCUGAGGAUGUUGUUGAGGUUGUGAUCAGUCCUCCAUUUGUGUUUCUUCCAUUAGUCAAAACCUUGUUGCGUCCUGAUUUCUCCGUUGCUGCACAAAACUGUUGGGUUAGGAAAGGAGGUGCAUUUACUGGUGAGGUUAGUGCUGAGAUGUUGGUCAAUUUGGGCAUUCCCUGGGUAAUCCUAGGGCACUCUGAGAGAAGGCUUUUACUGAAUGAAUCAAAUGAUUUUGUGGGUGAUAAAGUUGCAUAUGCACUUUCUCAAGGCUUAAAAGUGAUUGCCUGUGUUGGGGAGACUCUUGAGCAGCGAGAAUCAGGAGCUACGAUGGCUGUAGUUGCAGCACAAACAAAAGCAAUUGCAGAAAGAAUACCACACUGGUCCAAUAUUGUUUUGGCUUAUGAGCCAGUGUGGGCCAUUGGAACAGGAAAGGUUGCUACUCCAGCUCAGGCUCAGGAAGUUCAUACUGAAUUAAGGAAAUGGCUUCAUGUUAAUGGUGGUGCAGAAGUUGCUGCUUCCACUAGAAUCAUCUAUGGAGGUUCUGUAAAUGGAGCUAACUGCAAAGAGUUGGCAGCACAACCUGAUGUGGAUGGUUUUUUGGUUGGUGGAGCUUCACUAAAGCCUGAAUUUAUUGAUAUCAUCAAGUCCGCAACAGUGAAAACAACUGCUUAGUUGAAUCAAGUAUUGCUACAAGGAGCCCUCUUUUCUCAGAUAGUGUUGUACAUUUAUGGUAAAUAAGCUUCAAGAAUACAUGUUAGGCAUAAGGAUUUCCUUCAACAUAAAUAAGGUGCUCUUUGCUACAUGCGUGCUUUUAUCCGCUUGAUGUUCAAUCGUUGUUUCUUUGUUUAUUUAUUCAACUAUGUUAUUUCAAUAUGCCUGCUUUAAUUUGCUUGAUGUUCAAUAAGAUGACUCUUGAAAUA
This is a messenger RNA of Nicotiana attenuata, 1114 nucleotides long. Its product is annotated as triosephosphate isomerase, cytosolic-like. The transcript has 9 exons. Lineage: Eukaryota; Viridiplantae; Streptophyta; Magnoliopsida; Solanales; Solanaceae. Gene Ontology annotation, molecular function: triose-phosphate isomerase activity. The record is from RefSeq and is a predicted model, not a curated record. The coding region runs from base 102 to 866 and encodes 254 amino acids. Gene Ontology annotation, biological process: glycolytic process; gluconeogenesis; glycerol catabolic process. Gene Ontology annotation, cellular component: cytosol.